Messenger RNA from Camelus dromedarius (Arabian camel), 2672 nucleotides. RefSeq names its product mitochondrial fission regulator 1 (gene MTFR1). The record is from RefSeq and is a predicted model, not a curated record. Lineage: Eukaryota; Metazoa; Chordata; Mammalia; Artiodactyla; Camelidae. Gene Ontology annotation, cellular component: mitochondrion. Bases 147 to 1166 code for a protein of 339 amino acids. The transcript has 8 exons. Gene Ontology annotation, biological process: mitochondrial fission; aerobic respiration.
AUUGGCAGCAACGCCCCGGGACAGCGAAACCCGAGGUGCUGAAGAAGGCGCCUAGCUGCCGCGCGGCCGAGUGUGCUUUAUGGACCAUGUGCUGCUAUGUAUGCCUGCAGUACUUGAAAUGCAGAUUUGGAAAGACUGCCAUCUAAAUGCUUGGCUGGAUUAAACGCCUAAUUAGGAUGGUUUUUCAACAGGUUGGAAGCAUGCAAUCGGUACUUUGGUCUGGGAAGCCAUAUGGUUCAUCUCGAAGUAUUGUAAGGAAAAUUGGUACUAAUUUAUCUCUGAUCCAGUGUCCAAGAGUUCAGUUUCAGCUUACCAGCCCUACAGCCGAAUGGAGCCCCAGCCACCCAGGAGAGGAUGCAGUGGCGUCUUUUGCUGAUGUUGGGUGGGUAGCCAGAGAGGAAGGAGAGUGCUCGACAAGACGAAGGACACAGGUCAGGUCAAGGCAGCCCCUUCAGGAUGACCUUCCUUUCCUUGAGAAGCCCCCAAGCAGGCAGUUUUCCUUACCAGACCUGUCUCCAAAGGAGUGUCAGCUGCAGAGCACGACGCUGGCGAACGAGGAGGCACUGCAGAAGAUCUGUGCCCUCGAAAAUGAACUCGCUGCUCUCAGAGCUCAGAUUGCCAAAAUCGUGACCCUGCAGGAACAGCAAAACCUCAGUGCAGGUGAUUUGGAAUCUGCCACAGCUGUCGCCACAGCACCGCCCUCUGCCCCGCCAGCGCCCCCUCCGCCCCCGCCCCCGGCGCCCCCGCCCCCCCCUCCAUCAGUGCUCCACCAAAGCACAUCUGCUCUUGAUCUGAUUAAAGAGCGAAGAGAGAAGAACGCCUGUGCUGGGAAGACUUCAGUCAAGAACAAUCCAAAGAAACCUGACAUGCCAAAUAUGCUAGAGAUCCUGAAAGACAUGAACAGUGUCAAACUUCGGUCAGUAAAAAGGUCAGAACAAGACGUGAAGCCCAAGCCAGUGGAUGCUGCUGACCCUGCUACCCUCAUAGCAGAGGCUCUGAAAAAGAAAUUUGCUUACCGGUAUCGAAGUGAGAGCCAAAGUGAAGUUGAAAAAGGAAUUCCAAAGUCUGAAUCCGAGGCCACCUCCGGAACAGUGUUGUUUGGGCCACACAUGUUGAAGUCUACAGGAAAAAUGAAGGCUUUAAUUGAGAAUGUUUCAACUUCCUAACAGACAAUGAGCUGAGAAGGACUAUCCUAGUUCAGCUGUUGGUUUGUUAGGACUGCUUGGCUGGUAGAAAUCAACACUAUUUGGUAAAUACCUGCAUUUAGUGUUCAGUGGUCUCCUUUUAAGUCUCAUUAGAGGGUUAAGCUAUAACAAAAGCACUCUUAGGUUUGCUUUUAAGAGAAGGUCAGUUCUGAAGUUUUCUAUAACGUGUAUAUUCUGACAUAACAUGUUUUUAAUGUGUAGCCAGGAUAUUUAGGUUUCCAGUCUCAAAAAUAGUUAGAUUUCAGAACAAAGGAACUUUGUAGAUGUGAGUUUUAAAUUCUUAACACUAAUUUAUCUGUACAGAUGUUUUAUGCGCAUGUAUUUAGACAUAAAACAGUACCUGACAUUUAGCAGAGGCAGUGAUGAGGGUGCUGCUGGUGUCGUUCAUUCUCAGCGAUCGUUUCUGCACAGCUGCACAACCAAGUUGUUGGAGUGACAUGUUUGAGACUGUAGUGUCUUCUUGCCUUGAACAGAACUUUCAUUUUAGAUUCUUCCUCACAUUGUCUCGGAGGUGGGGUUUGAGUGGGAACUGGAUAAUGUUCGCUGCUGAAACUCCAUGAAGGAACGUCAAGGAUCGUGAAAGCUGUUCUCGCCUCAGUGCCACCCAGUGCUGAGGAAGGGAACGUAGUUUUCCAAUAGUGAGGAAUCAAAUUAUUGAAUUAAAUUACUUUUUAAGUAAAAACCAGAAUGUACCAUCUUUUUUUCUUUCAGUUUAAUAAAUGGCAUCACAAAAUGACUUGUUACUAAGUUAAUACUUCUGGAAAUGUCAGCAUAAUGGAGUUUAAAAAUUUUUAAUAUUGUCAAAAACUGUAGCUUUAUAGUGGAACACUGAAUAGGCAAAAGAAUUUCCUGUAAGCUGCUUAUCAUUGGUCAGAAUGCUGUUCUGUUGCGUUACAUUGUGCAACAUAAACUGUAGUGCUACUAGGAGUGGAGAGUUGCCUUUCUCAGCCAGGGCUUCUAAGGAAUUGUGACAAGUGAUCAUUUUUAAAUGCUUCAUAAGUCUUCAUGAUUUUCUGUAUUUCUGCUAAACUCAGUUAUAGUUAGUCAGACUACCAUGAAAACAUAUUUGGAUUUACUAUUUAAAUCUAGUGGGGGCAGGGGGAAGUUGUACUUCCUGGGGGGUGGGAUUCAGAGAUGGGAAGAACAGACAUUCACUGUUAGGUUACUGAAAAUAUGUGCAAUGUUCUAAAUAAUAGCAGAUAAUAGUUGAAGUUAAUGUACAUGGUUUGGUUAUUCACCUAAAAUUUGAACUGUGGCUUAUUUUACACGUUGUCAAUGCACAUUGUUUCUCACUGUUUUAUAUGGUUUAAAAAUUCUGCCUUAAAAAGAAAUCCAGAAAAUUCCCCUGAUAGACAUACCUUGACCGCCUAAGAAAUUCGUAUUUGUAUCAGUAUUGAAUUUGGGCCAGUGCUCCAAGAUAAGGAAGGUAACUGUUUUGAAAUAAAGCGAACUUUUAUUUUCCUCGGA